AUACACACAAAGGCUCGGACGUUGAAGAAUAGGCUAGGGUUAAAACACACCGUUCUGGUCGUAAACGUAACUCGACGCCUUAAGAACGCUAAGAGAGCCGAAAUCACUAGUAAUAACACACAGCUCCUCCCACAAGUCGAUCCCGACAAUCUCCUUGACGUAGAGGGUGUUCCAGCCACUCUGGGCGACUUUUGGUCGAUGGACGGGAUGUAUCAUAACGCGACAUUCGCCAGCUCGCCACGAACCUUGGAAUGGAGUCGGACAAGGUCGCAUACCCCAAGCUCAUGCAACAAGCGUUUGAGCGGAUUGCCGGGGCUUCUUACUGAAAUCAUGACAUAG
This is a messenger RNA of Colletotrichum paranaense, 339 nucleotides long. RefSeq lists its product as uncharacterized. The annotation marks the transcript as partial. The transcript is spliced from 3 exons. The record is from RefSeq and is a predicted model, not a curated record. Lineage: Eukaryota; Fungi; Ascomycota; Sordariomycetes; Glomerellales; Glomerellaceae.